AUGUCUUCCAUAGCUUCUGCGCACUCUGCCAAGGAGGUGCCCCCAGCCGAGCGGCCUCAGCCAGUCGCGACUGUCGAUGAAGAUACUGAAAAGAAUUUCCGGCCAAAGUCCUUCACGUUCUGGACGAUUAUCAUUGGCAUAUAUCUGUCGAUUUUUCUUGUCGCAUUGGAUCGAACUAUUAUUGCAACGGCCAUUCCACGCAUCACCGACGAAUUCAACUCUAUCCAGGACAUCGGUUGGUAUGGCAGUGCCUACAUGUUGACUGCCGCCUGUUUUAAUCCCAUUUCUGGCCGCGUCUAUCAGCUUUACUCGACAAAAUGGGUUUUUCUGCUAUCGAUUGUGAUCUUUGAGGCCGGGUCGUCAUUGGCGGCACUUUCACUGAUCAUGUGUCAUGGAGAUGGUGCUUCUACAUCAACUUGCCGAUUGGUGGCUUUACAAUUGCUGGCAGUGGUCCUCUUCCUCCAUAUCGAAUCGCCCAAGCACGAGAAGCUUACUAUUAUUGCUCAAAUCAAACGAGUUGACCCCAUUGGAAUAUUUUUCUUUAUCCCGUCUAUGGUGUGCCUCAUCCUCGCUCUCCAGUGGGGUGGCUCUACCUAUUCCUGGUCGGCACCGAAGAUCAUCGCCCUUCUUGUCACCUUCUCCGUCCUUUUUAUUGCUUUUGUCGUCGUUGAGGUUCUGAUGCCAGAGGACGCAAUGGCCCCAACCCGAGUCAUCCUAAAUCGUUCCAUUGCAGGCAGUAUGACAUUCAUGUUCCUGCUCUCGGGGGGCUCGAUGUCCGUUGUCUACUAUCUGACGGUUUGGUUCCAAGCGGUCAAGGGCGACUCGGCGAUGCAUGCCGGUGUCAGCACCAUUCCAUUGAUCUUGUCUCUGGUCAUUAUGAGUAUCGUUGCUGCCAUUUGUACGGAGAAGAUUGGCUAUUAUGUUCCGGCAAUGCUGCUCUCCCCCGUCCUCUGCUCUAUUGGCGCUAGUUUGCUUUCGACCCUCUCGCCAAGCGGAGUAAAAUCUGCUCCGGACCCCCUCCUUCUUGAGACGAGGGUGAUGCUGCCUGGUGCCCAUCUCCGGCUCGCACGCCCCAGGAGAGGCGCGCCCAUCCAUAACGAUCAAAAAAGCGUUUUACCAUCGAGCUACUCGGCAGUAAUGGCAGGGUUGAAGACGUUGAGGCUUGGAAACCCACGUCAUGGAGAACGAGACACGCUGCGAAAAUAA
Molecule: messenger RNA, 1206 nt
Organism: Rhinocladiella mackenziei CBS 650.93
Lineage: Eukaryota; Fungi; Ascomycota; Eurotiomycetes; Chaetothyriales; Herpotrichiellaceae
Exons: 4
Coding region: 1-1206 (401 amino acids)
Biological process (GO): transmembrane transport
Molecular function (GO): transmembrane transporter activity
Source: RefSeq, a predicted model, not a curated record